Molecule: messenger RNA, 2383 nt
Organism: Vigna umbellata (rice bean)
Lineage: Eukaryota; Viridiplantae; Streptophyta; Magnoliopsida; Fabales; Fabaceae
Source: RefSeq, a predicted model, not a curated record
GAAAAGUCAAAUUGUAAUCUUAAAUAAGACGAUAAUAGUUCGAACAUGGUAGCUGAGGAAAAUACGAUGCUUGCAAUUCUCAAACAAGCAAUUAUUCAAAUCAUCUCACCAACAAUUUGCAGAGAAAGAAAACUAAGAAGCUUUCAACCAUAAGCCACCGUCCCUGAUUACCCCUUAGAACAACUCAUCCAUGGCACCACAGUAAGGAAAAAGGAGAAUCGAAUUUUCUCUUUUUCUCUCUUUCCCUCACUCAACCACCAUAACAAAACUGUUGAACCAAAGUCCCGAAUAAACUCAUUUUCCAACUGAAAGAAUCUUUCUCUGAUAUACUAAACAUCAUUGUCUGGUUUGUUGAACCAAAAAAUAAGGUAAAGAAAAGAAAAGCUGUGAUGGGGAUUUGGGCUGAUUCAAAAGGGGGUGGUGGAAACGGAGGAAAGAAUCCAUGGAGUUUUGUAACCAGGAGGAAAAGGGUGGAUUCUGCAGUUGAGAGCAAUUCCCACGGUCAACUUGCCAAGGAGUUAACCGUGCCACAUCUCAUGGCAAUUGGUGUUGGUGCAACAAUUGGUGCUGGUGUUUAUGUGCUGGUUGGAACUGUGGCUCGAGAACACUCUGGACCUGCUUUGCCACUCUCUUUUCUGGUGGCUGGUUUUGCUGCUGCGCUUUCUGCUCUUUGCUAUGCAGAGUUGGCUAGCCGUUGUCCUUCUGCUGGAAGUGCAUAUCAUUACUCAUACAUAUGUGUUGGAGAAGGAGUUGCUUGGUUGAUGGUUGGGCCUUGAUAUUGGGAAUACACAAUUGGUGGAGCUGCAGGUCGUGGCAUAACGCCCAAUUUGGGUAUGGCGGCACUUAUUGGAGGAAUGGAAAAUUUGCCAAGCUUUCUGUCGUGGCAUAGCAUUCCUGGGACUAAUAUCGUUGGACCGUGUUCAGCAAUUGUAGUAUUCAUUGUAACUGGACUUCUUUGUGCUGGGAUCAGAGAGAGCACAGUGGUGCAAAGUGUAGUGACAACAGUGAACAUAUUUGCAUUGAUUUUUGUCAUAAUUGGUGGAGGUUACUUAGGGUUCAAAUCUGGAUGGGUUGGAUAUCAGCUUCCCACAGGGUACUUUCCCUUUGGGGUAGAUGGGAUGCUAGCUGGUUCUGCAACGGUGUUUUUCGCAUAUAUAGGUUUCGAUGCGGUUGCAAGCACAGCUGAAGAGGUGAAAAAUCCUCAAAGAGAUUUGCCACUUGGAAUUGGUGCUUCUUUGUUUCUAUGUUGUGGAUUGUACAUGUUGGUAUCCAUUGUUAUAGUGGGUUUAGUGCCUUAUUAUGCUAUCAAUGCUGACACCCCAAUAUCAUCAGCAUUUGCAGACAAUGGAAUGCAAUGGGCAGCGUAUGUUAUAAACGCUGGGGCUUUCACAGCUUUAUGUGCAUCUUUAUUGGGAGCAAUAUUACCUCAGCCAAGAAUAUUGAUGGCUAUGGCCAGGGAUGGGUUGCUGCCUCCUUUUUUUUCUGACAUAAACAGCCAUAGCCAGGUUCCUGUCAAGAGCACAAUAGUUACUGGCCUUGUUGCUGCACUCUUGGCUUUUUUAAUGGAAGUUUCUGAAUUGGCUGGAAUGGUGAGUGUUGGUACACUUCUUGCAUUCACAGUGGUGGCAAUAUCAGUGUUAAUACUGAGAUAUAUCCCACCAAAUGAAAUUCCAUUGGCUCCUUCUGUCAUGGAACCCUUUGUUUCAGCAUCAACAGGGUAUACUUGGAGCAGGUUGGAAGCAAAUGAAGAUACAAAGGCUCAUGCUGGUACUUCUCACACCACAAUACCUCCAACUGUUAAAGAGGAUGUACCAAAUGAUCCUCUUAUUGCUAAAGAUACUAUCAUAGCCAAAUAUGUACAUGAAGGUAAUAGGAGAAAACUUAUUGGAUGGGCAAUAGCAGUCACAUGCUUGGGGGUGUUUAUCCUCACAUUUGCAGCUUCAAAUAACACUAUAAUCAGUUCUAUUCGUUUUGCACUAUGUGGAGUUGGUGGCACUCUUCUUCUGUCUGGUUUUGUCUUCCUAAACUUCAUGGAUCAAGAUGAUGCAAGGCACAACUUUGGCCAUUCUGGAGGUUUCAUUUGCCCAUUUGUGCCUUUGUUGCCGAUAGCUUGCAUUCUUAUCAACUCCUAUUUACUAAUUAAUCUUGGGGCUGCUACUUGGGCACGUGUUUCUAUAUGGCUGGCAAUAGGAAUUGUUGUUUAUGUAUUUUAUGGCCGAAGCCAUAGCACUCUGAAAGAAGCAGUUUAUGUGCCAGCAACUCAAGUGGCUGAUACUUAGUCUCCAGCAGCUUCAAAUGGACCUUGCCUGCAACUAUAACACUGCUCAUUUACUAGGUGAUUCAGUCACUAGGUAUUUGUUACCACAGGCAUGUACAUAUUGUA